Messenger RNA from Saccostrea cuccullata (small rock oyster), 901 nucleotides. Its product is annotated as factor in the germline alpha-like. NCBI's taxonomy places the organism in Eukaryota, Metazoa, Mollusca, Bivalvia, Ostreida, Ostreidae. The record is from RefSeq and is a predicted model, not a curated record. Gene Ontology annotation, biological process: regulation of transcription by RNA polymerase II; developmental process. The transcript is spliced from 2 exons. Gene Ontology annotation, molecular function: DNA-binding transcription factor activity, RNA polymerase II-specific; RNA polymerase II transcription regulatory region sequence-specific DNA binding; protein dimerization activity.
UGAUAAAAAAGAAAAACAAAUCAAGGGGCAUACACUACUGUGGUCGAGUCUCCGGAGGAAGGAUAGCGAAAGAUAAAGACGGAGGCAGGCAAUGCAGGGAUUUGAGUGUGCGCCAUUUGGGGAAGUAUUUCCUGUAAAAAUAACAUCCCCAACCUGCAAAGAUCUCGGAAUUCCACGCGAGAGCGAUGAUGUCAUUGUACCAGCGAGAUUGAUCAAGAAUCCAUCGCUUCAUCUUGAUGGCAUUCGAUAUGAAGCCCUCGUUAAAAAUUCCAUGUCACCAUCGGAUCCGUUUUCUCCGCUGUGCAUGAUUCCGCUUCCGUCUCCUUUUACUUUAGAACACCUAGAGCCGACAUUUAUACGAAAACGAAACGAACGCGAACGGGACCGUGUUAGGUGUGUGAAUGAUGGAUAUGCAAGACUCAAAGAGCAACUCCCGUUAGAAAACAAACAUAAAAGAAUCAGCAAAGUAGAAAUUCUCCGCCGUGCUAUAGACUACAUUAAGUAUUUGAAUGCAGUUUUAGAAACAGACAAUAAAAAUGGUUCUGACGAACACACACAGGAACAAAGUGCUUUCGAAAACAGAGAUACAGAAAUCAUACAAGACAAUGUGAACGAGGAAUUUUCUCAAAAUGACACCCUGGCAGUUUGUUGCCAAGACUUGUCACCGGAACAAAAUACGAAUUAUUUCACGCUGGACAAUCUCUCGGACUCGGAUGAGAUUUACGGUCAAGGGAGUGAUCUUGGAUAUGAAUCUUUUACGAGUGGAUGUGAAAUGGAGGACGAUCAAACCGGAAGCUGUGACGUGGAUUACAGUGAGUGCUCGAGAGGAUUGAAGCGGCCGCUAGAGGGCGUAUCCGCGGAAGACUGCUCCCCGUGCAAACAAUAGUGCUCAUUCAAAUAG